AUUCCUACAUUUUCAAUUCAACCCAACCCUUCCCCUCCCGCGCAUGGUCACGACCACAACAUCCUGCGUUCGAAUUUGAUUUUGCCUCGGCUGCAGGGCCAUGAGCUGUCCAUCACCCUCACCUCGACCAUAAAACCACAUGCAACAAUGGCCGACACCGCCAGCACCUCGAGCCAGUGGACCUUCAUCCUCGCCCUGACGGCGCUCUUCCUCUCCGCCGUCGUCACCCUGCAGAUCCUGUCCUCGUACGCCAAGGCCUAUAUCGCCGCCCCUGCCGAGAUCCUGACCUUUGUCGACGCAGCCGACAGCUCCGUCCACGAGAACGAAAGCUACGACCGCGAUGUGUCGCGCCUGCAGCGGCUCGACGACAAGCUGCGCCUGGGCAGGCUGCUGGGCGAGAUCCAGAGGGGCGGCGAUGACCUGCGCGAGGAGCUGAACAGCCUACUCAUGACCGAGAACGGCAAUCUUGCCAGCGACGGGUACAGCGACCUGCGGGACCUGCGGCUGCGGGCGAGCGCGAGGCUCCUCUGGGCGUCCAAGAGGAAGGGCCUCGAGGACAAGGUCCGCCGCCUGGACAUGCUCCGCAUGCGGUUCCUGGUGGUAUACAUGGGCAUCGUCUCGAGCGGUGCUGCCGACCACCACAACAGCAACAGCAACAGCACCAGCACCGGCAACGGCGCCAAGCACGAACGAAAGUCGUCGGCAAAGGACCCCGAGAAGGUGGGCGACCGCCUCUUCAACCAGGAGUACUCGGCCCGACCGCAGCUGCCCAAGGGCCUGGGGGAGGCUAUCAGGCAGAAGCCUAUGCUGCGGCGGCUCAGCACCACGCCCUUGAGGAAUACCGAGAACAGCGAGAGGAGCCGGAAACAACAAGGCUGGGCUGGGGUCAUCCGCGAGCUGCAGCUCUCGCCGCUGCUCCACAAGCGCCACGCCAGCAUCGAGAGGGCCAUGUCGCCCUCUCCUACACUGGUCGGGUCUCCGACUCCGGGAUCGUCACCGUGA
Cryphonectria parasitica EP155 is the source of this 1002-nucleotide messenger RNA. RefSeq lists its product as uncharacterized. The transcript has a single exon. Bases 148 to 1002 code for a protein of 284 amino acids. The record is from RefSeq and is a predicted model, not a curated record. NCBI's taxonomy places the organism in Eukaryota, Fungi, Ascomycota, Sordariomycetes, Diaporthales, Cryphonectriaceae.